Messenger RNA from Cyphellophora attinorum, 450 nucleotides. RefSeq lists its product as uncharacterized. NCBI's taxonomy places the organism in Eukaryota, Fungi, Ascomycota, Eurotiomycetes, Chaetothyriales, Cyphellophoraceae. The transcript is spliced from 2 exons. Bases 1 to 450 code for a protein of 149 amino acids. The record is from RefSeq and is a predicted model, not a curated record.
AUGGCAUCCCUAUCAAACGCCGCAAGACUCUCUUGGAGCAACCUCGAGUUGAUCGCCCAACCCACUCUACCCGACCUACUUAAAGGCUUCCUCUACUGCAAACUCGCCGCAGACAUCGAGGUCCCUGAGCACACGCCGUCUCGCAAGCGCUACUGGUUGAGCGAAGCCGCCAAGAUUCUCGAUUUGCUCAAAGAGCGCAACGACCCUGCACAGAUCAUUGAGCAGCUCACAACCCUGCUUGAAGGGGCUACUGCUGUGGUCCAGGCUUGGGAGAAGGAAUCGCCGGAGGGUCGCCUUGCGGCUGCGGCGGAGCAGGAGCAGCUGCUGGAGGAUCACGAAGCCGUUGGUACUAAGGAGGAAAGUGAGGAGGUCGAGAUGGACUCUACGACGCGGUCUCGCAUUUUGGCCUCGAAAUCUAUGGAGGCGCAAGCGAACACGCCGGACAAGUGA